Messenger RNA from Helianthus annuus (common sunflower), 1161 nucleotides. Its product is annotated as protein FAR1-RELATED SEQUENCE 1-like. Gene Ontology annotation, biological process: regulation of DNA-templated transcription. The record is from RefSeq and is a predicted model, not a curated record. The transcript is spliced from 2 exons. Lineage: Eukaryota; Viridiplantae; Streptophyta; Magnoliopsida; Asterales; Asteraceae. Gene Ontology annotation, molecular function: zinc ion binding. Bases 1 to 1161 code for a protein of 386 amino acids.
AUGUGCUAUGAUACUGCUGUUGAUUCCAAUCGUAAUAAACAACGUAAGAAUGAGUUUGAUAGUGACACACGCACACCAAAAUUUUUAGCAACCCUUCCCAUUGAAAUUCAAGCAUCUGAGAUAUACACCUGGAAUAUAUUUUUGGAAGUUCAAAAAGAGAUUCAUCGAGGACUGUUGCAUUGUAUCGUUUCUGAGCGUCCCACCACGUCUGUCGACUCUAUUUAUAAUGUUAGACAUCUUAACAAACACAGAGUUAUUGUCAACACGUUCGAGGUUUACGGUGAUAUCCCAUCACACACUUAUACUUGUUCCUGCAUGGGAUUUACACGUAUCGGUUAUUUGUGCCGUCAUGUAUUUUGCGUAUUUUGGUUCAAAUCAAUUGACUGUAUUCCCAUCCAAUACAUAAGCGGGCGAUGGAAACGUGAUGCGGUCCCAUCCACCGUGUAUAACUUAUCACACAUGUAUUCAACAAAGAUGAGUGAGACUGGUACACUAAAAACUGAAAUACUUGAUUUACUUACCCAAUGCAUGAAUCGGAUUGGAAAAAACCCUGAUCGACUUCGUUCACUAUCUACACAAAUACGAUCCAUCAGAAAUGAAAUAUAUAAAGAUUUACCUGAUGAACCAGAACAUAACCCAAAGGCUGCUAACAUCAGUGAUAUACUCAACCUUCCAAUUCAUUCAGCUUCAACAAUCCAGCCGCCUAUGGGCAUACGAAACAAAGGUUCGGGCACCAAGAAAAGACGGGUCGGUCCGGGUGAAAAAAUUGUUAAACGUCGUAAACGUCCUACGCGUUUGUGCAACCAUUGUAACAAAUAUGUAUUUGAUCAUGAUAGUCGCAAUUGUAUUAAAGUCAAAGAGGCAAAACGGGCUGCUUACAAGGCCAAAUGCGAUGCUGCGGCUGCUGCCAACCUUCCUCCUCCCCGAUAUGAUGUAUCGGACAAUGAAUUCGAUGUUGAACCUACAUAUGCAUCUUCCGAUUCUGAUGAAGAGUUCUACAACGACAACCCUAUUGAUAUAGUGUACGAUACGAUUGCAACAAAUACUCAACAAGUCGACCCGGCACCUUCAAAAACAUCUAACCAACCCAUUAGAUAUUCGUCCAGAACCCAUCGUGACCCCAACUAUGUUUACAAUACUGAAUCAGAAGACGAUGUUUGA